Messenger RNA from Papaver somniferum (opium poppy), 1234 nucleotides. RefSeq names its product 3-deoxy-manno-octulosonate cytidylyltransferase, mitochondrial-like. The transcript is spliced from 8 exons. NCBI's taxonomy places the organism in Eukaryota, Viridiplantae, Streptophyta, Magnoliopsida, Ranunculales, Papaveraceae. Bases 80 to 964 code for a protein of 294 amino acids. Gene Ontology annotation, cellular component: cytosol. Gene Ontology annotation, molecular function: 3-deoxy-manno-octulosonate cytidylyltransferase activity. The record is from RefSeq and is a predicted model, not a curated record.
ACCGAACAAUCAAACGAAUCAUCGUCACACUCUCUUUAUAGAGUCAUUAGAGUGGUUGAAGGACAGAGGAAGAAGAAAGAUGGAUCAGGGUUCAUCAUGUGGAUCAAACAGUAACUGUAAGUCAUGGAUUAUGUACGGACUAGUUACAGGUGCUGCAAUUGCAGCAGCAGCAAUUGGAGCUGCUUUUUCAAUUCGAGGAGGAUCUGGGAAAUUCAGGAGUCGUGUAAUUGGUAUUAUACCUGCUCGUUAUGCUUCCUCUAGAUUCGAAGGGAAACCUUUAGUUCAUAUUCUUGGGAAACCCAUGAUCCAGAGAACAUGGGAGAGAGCAAAACUAGCCUCGACACUAGACCAUGUUGUUGUGGCAACGGAUGAUGAAAAGAUUGCAGAAUGCUGUCGAGGGUUUGGUGCUGAUGUGAUAAUGACAUCAGAAUCUUGCAGAAAUGGUACCGAGAGAUGCAAUGAAGCAUUGGAGAAGCUUGAGAAGAAAUAUGAUAUUGUCGUCAAUAUUCAGGGGGAUGAACCUCUUAUUGAACCAGAGAUCAUAGAUGGGAUUGUUAAAGCUUUGCAGGGAGCUCCUGAUGCUGUUUUCAGCACUGCCAUGACAUCUUUGACGCCUGAAGAUUCAACCGAUCCAAACCGGGUGAAAUGUAUUGUUGACAACCAUGGCUAUGCAAUUUAUUUCUCGAGGGGACUAAUCCCAUUUAAUAAGUCAGGAAAAGUCAAUCCGAACUUCCCGUAUCUACUUCAUCUUGGUAUCCAGAGCUAUGACUCGAAGUUUUUGAAGAUAUAUUCAGAGCUUGCACCUACUCCACUGCAACUUGAAGAAGAUUUAGAGCAACUUAAGGUCCUUGAGAAUGGUUAUAAAAUGAAGGUGAUCAAGGUUGAUCACCAUGCUCAUGGUGUCGACACUCCCGAAGAUGUUGGGAAACUAGAAGCUCUCAUGCGUGAAAGAAAUUUAUUAUAAUCAGCUACUGAACACUUGGUUCCCUUGCUAUUAUUGUUUAUUUUCAUCUUCUACUGUAAUAUAGAAUCCCACUUCCACUUGGUUCCCUUGUUAUUAUUUUUUAUUUUCAUCUUCGUGUAAAUCCUUCCAGUAUAUGGAACCACAAACCCUUCUAGUUUUCAGAAGUGUUUAUUACGUGCAUAACUUCAAUGACAUUACAAAUGCACUACUUGUGUCUACAUUAUCUCAUUAACCUUUUAUUGAAAUGAAUUAAAUGUCGUUGCCAGUUUA